Penicillium concentricum is the source of this 1548-nucleotide messenger RNA. RefSeq lists its product as uncharacterized. The coding region runs from base 1 to 1548 and encodes 515 amino acids. The transcript has a single exon. NCBI's taxonomy places the organism in Eukaryota, Fungi, Ascomycota, Eurotiomycetes, Eurotiales, Aspergillaceae. The record is from RefSeq and is a predicted model, not a curated record.
AUGGCGGAAAGCGUCAUUCACGAUAUUGCGGAUCAGCUGGAAAGCCUCACAGCGCAAUCUCCGACUGCUCAGGAUGUUGAGGUGCCUCAGCCCGCUCCUCAGGGCUCUGUUCUCAAUGAACCGGAAGGGAUCGAUGCGCUUGUCUCAACACCCACCCUGUCUGAUUUGACAGAUAUCGAUGAAGCACUCCUAGAAGGGCCAACAGACCCAGUUCAUGUGUCCCAAUCAAUUUCCCCAGGGACCCAUUUCAUAAGUCCUACUGCUCCGCGGGUCAGUUACCACGUCUCCGCAUCUGGCGAAGUAAUCAUCACGGAAGAAGCCCAAACCGCCGUGUCGGCGGCUCCUGAUCUUGAAUCUCGACCAACUCUACCUCCUGCGUUUAUAUCCUUCGAUCGAGUUGCGAAGGGCUUGUCGCCAAAGUCAAAAGCUUCGCCCACCACCGCUACCAAGCAAGCUCCUUCCUUGGCAGUGGAGCGCAUCAUUGGGCCGAAGCAACCAAUCCCGGGCCGAAUCCUCGAGCUUCUUGAGGAAUGGCAUGAGGAUGCUCCAGACACCGAACAUCCGGCCGCUUUGACUGGCCGUGCGCCAUCAACCUGGAAGAAUUUCCAGGUGUUCAAUGAAGAUGGCGACGAGUCUGAGCUAUCCAUUUUUCAGAUCUCGCUGAAAGGCCAGUCCCGCCGCAACGUAACAUACCGAAUUAUGAUCCUUCAUGCACAGAACGGGCCAGAAGACCUCGUCGUCUAUGGAAACCCUCGCCCCAAGCUCAAAGGACCUUCGGGCAAGGGUACCAGGGGGCUGUACCUAAUUGACUGGCUUGAGAUCGAGCAAAAGGGAGAGGUGCAGGCAUGUGGGAUCAAACUGUGGAGAAUGGAUGAGAAGGGCAUCACGUUCAGCCCACACAUGUUUGAUGAUGGACGGAAGUGUACUCGGCUGCCUGGAGCGAACGACAUUUUCAACACGCGUGUCUCGAGUUCAACCCCGAAGAAGCAGAUUGAGUCAAAUGAGGAUAUCGACGAGGCGGAGUCCAACCCAUCUGAGCCACCUUAUUCUCCCUUGAGGUCUAAGCGCCAAAUCUCAACUAACACCAAAGCCGAGACCGACGACGAAUACAGAACUCCAGGUAUCUCAUUCCCCACAUGGGAAAAGAAUUCCUGGCCAGGUCCCACUUCGGAAAAUCAUGAGCGAUUUUAUCCUCUCGGAAGUCCCUGGAGACCCUCUCAAAAAAGGCGCCGCGGGACUGUGGGUUCCAUCGCCUCUAACGAUGAACCAACUAUCUCUAUCCGAUACAAGCUGAUGUCAGACGUUUCUGAUCAGGUGCGCAUCUUUAAAACUGAUGAUGCCAAGAUUGUGUUCCAAAAGGCCCGUGAAUUUUACAAAAGCCUGGACAAGCGAACGGGAUUGCUGUGCACUGUUCCUGGUGUGCCGGGAGUAAGAUACGUGGGGGAGGGGUGUGCUGAUGAAUUUGACAUCCUUCAGGAGGAUAUCCGCAAGACACCUUCUCCUGUUGAAGACCGGGUUGUCGAGGUCAAGCCCGCUAUGGGCUUCUAG